GCCACGCCCUGUCACGUUAUCUAGAAAAGAGCUGUAUUGCGGCUGUUCUCUCCAUGUUACAGAAGUGCUUUUGCCACGACAGAGCGCACGCCUACACCUUCCCUACUGAGCAGCGAUGCGACUGAUUGUCUUACUGUUGCUGGUGUCGGUUAUAGAGGGCGCUCUUCUUAAGCCAAGAGGACCCGAAGGCGCGUCCCAAACUAGCCAUGGAAAGGAACGGGAUAGAAAAGAAACUGACGAUAAACAACAGGAAAGCAGGAGUGAAAAGGAAAUGAUAGGGAGGAAACAGGGGGAAAACGAGCGUGUGGACUUAAGGUCUGAUACGAAGAAUGUCGCAAUUCAGGACAUAUGUGAUGACAACAUCGUCCUGAGUUAUGGAGAAUCUGCUGUCUUUUAUAGCGACAACGAUCAACUCGCUAUGAAAUGCAGGCUAAAAGUCAAGACACCUCCGGGCACUGAUAUCGGCCUUAAUUGCAUGACGUGGAACAUCUACCGUGGCGACUGUAAAAAAGAAUCCUUGCUUAUCAAAUACGAAUCAUAUACAGGUCGAAAGAAAAAGCUGUUGUACUGCAAAGACAAAAGUCCCGUGAAUAGAGUCUACCGGACGAACAAAAUCCUAAUGACGUAUAAACGGAAAAGACUCGAUAUCACUGAGUUCUCCGGAGGCUUUGUCUGUGAAGUUCGCACAGAAGGAGGAUCAGCAAGGCCCUAUUGCGACGGCUGCGGCUUCAUGUCCAUCAACGUCGACAGCAACAGGAUCGUGAACGGCAGUAACGCAUCGCCGAGAGAGUACCCCUACCAGGUUCUCGUGCUGCCCAGCAUAGGCACGAAAGUAUUAUCUUGUGGAGGCUCCAUCAUCAAAAGAAACUGGAUUCUUACGGCUGCCCACUGCUUCUUCGAUCGCAAGACCGGACUGAAAGCUACCUCUGUGGAAGUUCGUUACGGGUCUAUUAAUUACUUCUUAGGCACCUCCGUAACGUCAACGGAUUUUAUUACACAUAGAGAUUAUGACAACAAAACAGGGGCCAAUGACAUAGCGUUGGUGAAGCUUCCGGAGCCACUGCAGUACCAAAGCGACCCAAAUAUUCGUCCGAUUUGCCUCGGGCUGGACGAAGACAAUCUCUUUUCCGGGAAAGGCGUGGCUACCGGUUGGGGCGACCUGUCCUUCAAUGGCACUAGCCCCACCAUCCUGCAAGAGGUUGAGUUGGAUAUCAUUUCCAUGAGUGAGUGUGCAGCGAAGAUCUCGUUACCUGCUGAUCCCGAGAAGGUCAUGUGCAGUCUUACACCCUAUAAGGAUACAUGUCAGGGUGAUAGCGGCGGCCCUUUUGUAGUGCCUGUUGGAUUCGGAAGGUGGGUCCAAGUGGGCAUUGUCAGCUACGGGAUCGAAUGCGCAAGACCCAAUUCUCCCGGCGUGUACACCAGGGUCUCCGCUUACUUAGAUUGGAUCUCCUGUAAUUCAGGCGGUUCCGAGUGUGACUCCACAUAAUACCUGCGGCAGCGCCUUCGUCGGGGAGCAAUGAUCAGCGGCGGAUGGGAGUUCGUCAGCAUCGAGCAACGUGACCAGCUUUCUGAAAAUUAUUGGAUGACACUAUGACAGAAAAAAAAGAAACACAGAAAAAAAAGAAAGAUUUUUUUACUACUUCAACAUAUACAAUUAAAAGCACACACGCUGGAAUAAAAAUGCACAGCAA
Messenger RNA from Penaeus indicus, 1691 nucleotides. Its product is annotated as trypsin-1-like. The record is from RefSeq and is a predicted model, not a curated record. The coding region runs from base 116 to 1486 and encodes 456 amino acids. Lineage: Eukaryota; Metazoa; Arthropoda; Malacostraca; Decapoda; Penaeidae. The transcript is spliced from 13 exons. Gene Ontology annotation, molecular function: serine-type endopeptidase activity. Gene Ontology annotation, biological process: proteolysis.